Molecule: messenger RNA, 1850 nt
Organism: Lates calcarifer (barramundi perch)
Lineage: Eukaryota; Metazoa; Chordata; Actinopteri; Centropomidae
Gene: tmem268
Product: transmembrane protein 268
Exons: 10
Coding region: 296-1450 (384 amino acids)
Source: RefSeq, a predicted model, not a curated record
AGAGAGAGAGAGAGAAGCAGGAACAAACUCAUCAGAGUUUGAAAGUAACAUACGCUGCAGUCUGUAAACGCUGCAAGACGUAGACUGAUGCUUUCAAGGCAACUGUAUCGUUUAUGUGGAAAUGUUUCCUGGAGAAGAGGGUUACGACAGGACCCAGAAGGGACUGGAAUUAUCACAGCUUUGUUGACAUGAUGGAUUUUCAUCUGAAGUGCAGAUGUUAGGCUGUUGAUGGGAUCAGAAGAAGCCUACCGUGCUGAGGAGAGUGCCUAUUAAGGAUCUGGUGACCUCUGAAACGAUGGAGGACAGAAAUGGAGUUUGUCAUGUGGUGGAGAGUGAGGUGGAUGUUCAAAGACAAACCAAAGCUCAGCCACAAGCCAACAACAACAGACCCAACUGGUCAAAUGGUCAGUGUGUUGUGUCAGUGCCGAGCUACUCAACGUUAAACCCCAGUUUCGAUCUGUCUUUGUGCCGCGCCAAACUGGAGAAUGAUGGCUUCCAGAUUCCUGUCGCAGACAUGGAGGUACCACUGAAAACAGCUCUGGACGUUCCCUCAGUCAGGAGAUACAUGGUUUUUAACUCAGCUCUCUUCCAUUUCAUAAUGGCGCCGAGUGGUAGAAUGGUGGUUUCAAAAUGGCUGCAGCUGGGAGUCAUGAUGUUUGUCAAAUUAGACAACCUCCUCCGCCUCUCCUCCCACCAGGUGCUGUAUGUGGUGGUGUGGUGUGCUGUGUUCUCCACCCUCCACCUCUACAUCACUGUCAGCGACUACUGGGUCCUCUGUCUCUCCGUCAGCCUGGUCUCCAUCUUCCUCACCACUGCCAUCAUCUUCAUCCUCCACCACAGUAACAAGGAGAUCAACAUGAACAUAGACAUUCGGUUGAUCCAGGUGAACGAGAGGAUGGUGAAACACAAGCUGUUGGUGGCCGUGGCCGACUGGGUGCAGAACUGCACUGGAAACAUGCAGUUGUACUUUGUAUACUGGGACAUGUCCCGCUGUCUGAGGGCACUGACUGAAACUUUAGAGGAGCGCAGCUUUGUGGCGAAUGACACCCAGAACAAACUGAAGCGGAAAAUGUCCCAUCUCGUCCUUGUGACCGAGGUCCCAGCUGUUGACCCCGAGGUUGGCGGCAGUGGUGGUUCAGACGCAGAGGACCAGGACUCUGACGAACAGAGGCCUCUCCUUGGGCAGGAGGACACAGAUGGCAGUACCUCCACCAGCCAGCGGGAGGACACCAAACUCACCGCCAACUACAGCCUCGUCCCUGACGUGUCGUUACCUGCUCAGGCUAAAGCCUACCAGCUUCUGAUGACUUACAGUGCAGCCUAUGUGAAGCUGCUGGUGUCUGAGCGGCUGUCAGGGCCGUCACACCACCGCAUGCGACCCCGGAGGAAUCACUGCACCACCGCCCCUCUCUGCCUCUGCCAGUACAUCAAAAAGAAGCUCCUUCAAUAACCGGAAACUUGUUCUUUAAAAAGACUUUCUACUUCGCACCCAGACUCUUGACAGACAAACUGACGUGUGUGGAAGCAUUUCCUCUACAGCAAACAUGGAUUAAAGGUGUUUUUUUUAUAAGAUGAAGGACCUGUUUGGAGCUUCUCAGUCUGUUUUACAGCCUGUUUCUCUGGUCUGUGGGCUACUGUACCUCUGCUGCUGUUCUCAUGCCAACUCUGUGUUUGCACCACCUGGAUAUUUGUCCAUUUGCACCCUGCCAAAUGCUGUCACACUGAGAACACAGGUCCAUCCGACUGCUGUAAAACAAUAUUUGUACUCUUGUAUACACGACAAUCGAGGCACUAGGUUUUACUGUUUAAAUUAUUUUCUCAAAUAAUAAAUAGAUUUUUGUGAUUUGCAA